This is a messenger RNA of Didymodactylos carnosus, 570 nucleotides long. The record is from the annotation of a GenBank genome assembly. NCBI's taxonomy places the organism in Eukaryota, Metazoa, Rotifera, Eurotatoria, Philodinida, Philodinidae.
AUGGUUGGGAAACACAAUGUGCCACGUCUUCUACGCUCAACUCCAAUAGCUCGGUUACACCUGCACUGGACGGAUACGCAGGUUCAGAAAUUGAACCGAUCCAAACAAAAAGUCUUGCAACAUCAGAAAACUCGAUUAAUUUGUCGAGGAUGUGGCAAACAGGGCCAUAAACAAUUUAGAUGCUUAGCAAAAUGUACGUUUUGUCGAGGUGGGCCACCUCGACAAAACGGUCUUCGGAAUGUCUUCGGAAGACAUUCAGAGGAAUACUGUAAGAAGAAAAAGAAUCAGGUUCAGUCAUCAUACUCACCUGGACAAAUGAAUACAGAAUUUGUCUCGAAAAACGAUGGGAUGGUGACGAAACCUAGAGCAUUAGCUCAAGGAUCAGAUUCUAAUGAGACGCCACAGUUAGCUACACCGAAUGAAGGUUGUCCACCACCUCGUACGAAUUCAAGCUACUUAAAUAAUGAGUUAACCCAGCAUUCAGGACGUCGUAAUACCUGGCGUAGCAAUUCGAGUACAAAUUCCAGAAGUAUAGUAGUGACGGAUUUAAUCGGGCGUAUAAACCUGUAA